This is a messenger RNA of Osmerus eperlanus (European smelt), 1367 nucleotides long. RefSeq names its product ADP-ribosylation factor-like protein 6. The record is from RefSeq and is a predicted model, not a curated record. NCBI's taxonomy places the organism in Eukaryota, Metazoa, Chordata, Actinopteri, Osmeriformes, Osmeridae. Gene Ontology annotation, molecular function: GTP binding; GTPase activity. Gene Ontology annotation, biological process: cilium assembly; vesicle-mediated transport; protein localization to cilium. The transcript has 8 exons. The coding region runs from base 431 to 1042 and encodes 203 amino acids. Gene Ontology annotation, cellular component: axoneme; cytoplasm.
CGUGUAAUGAAAAGAUAGAAGUGAUUCCACGUAUCCACUUUAUUGUCAUAACUGUGAUAACUAGUCGGUAGUUUAGUAUCAGCUUUUAAUAUAAGAAGCAAUUCCAAGAGUCCAAGGGCCAAUUAAAGUCUAGUAGUUACACUAAGCCUUAACCUCCUUAAGAAAUCAUUGGCCUGGGUCUGUCUCAGUGUGCUAACUAAAUCAAGUUUCACACUAAAGCUCUACACCAGGUCACAGAGGUUCAAAGAAUUUAAUUCGGUUAAUAGGAUUAAGCCAAACCAGGAAAGCCAGAUAGCAACCUCCGUGUUGCCGCGCUGGUCGAUGUCCACAAUUUCUACAGGUUUAAUUUCGAGGAUAUGCUUGGAAUUUUUUUCGACGAUAUGUAAUCGGACAUGUUUUGUGUUAGAAUCUGAUGUGUUAACAGACAAAAAUGGGUCUGUUGGAUAAAUUGUCAGGGUGGCUGGGCUUGAGGAAGAAAGAAGUCAACGUGUUGUGCUUGGGCCUUGACAACAGCGGCAAAACAACCAUUAUCAACCACCUUAAACCGACAAAUCCAACGGGCUCUUUUGGCCCAUUGUCAGAAGACUGGAAACAUGUUAGUCAGACCCAGACACAAGACAUAGUCCCGACAAUUGGCUUCAACAUUGAAAAGUUCAAGAGUUCAAGCCUUUCCUUCACAGUCUUUGACAUGUCUGGUCAGAGCAGAUACAGGAACCUGUGGGAGCAUUACUACAAGGAAAGUCAUGCCAUCAUAUUUGUCAUCGAUAGUGGAGAUCAGCUGAGAAUGGUUGUUGCCAAAGAAGAACUAGACAAUCUUUUAAGUCACCAAGAUAUCCGCAGUCGAAGGAUGCCCGUGUUGUUCUUCGCUAACAAGAUGGACCUGAGAGACGCUCUCUCCUCCGUCAAGGUCUCCCAGCUCCUAUGUCUGGAGAACAUCAAAGACAAGCCCUGGCACAUCUGUGCAAGCGAUGCUGUUAAAGGAGAGGGUAUUCAGGAGGGAGUGGAUUGGCUACAAGAUCAUAUCAAAACAAUGCAGACAUGAGGUCGUAGAGGGGCAGACGUUUGCUGCCAUGGAUACAGGAAGCAGGGUAAAACUACCAAGCAUUCUUGACUGGGACCAAAUGACCCAAAUGGAAUUCACUGUUAUGUGUUGGUGCUGUCUAAGAGGACUAUCCUGUGUGGUAUUAACUGUGUUGCAUUGAGCGGUUGUACUUAUUUUUACCUUAUUAUUAUUGUUACCUUGUUAUUUGAUGCUGCUUGUUUUUGUAUGCCAUGGAACAUGCUGAUCUUCUCACACAUUAGAUCAGCCACUCCUGUGUUGUAUUUCAAUUUGUCUUACUUAAUAAAAGCUUGGUAUUUGCUCAGUU